Odobenus rosmarus divergens (Pacific walrus) is the source of this 611-nucleotide messenger RNA. It is a transcript of the gene MDP1, whose product is annotated as magnesium-dependent phosphatase 1. The coding region runs from base 1 to 495 and encodes 164 amino acids. Lineage: Eukaryota; Metazoa; Chordata; Mammalia; Carnivora; Odobenidae. The transcript is spliced from 6 exons. The record is from RefSeq and is a predicted model, not a curated record. Gene Ontology annotation, molecular function: acid phosphatase activity.
AUGGCGCGGCUCCCGAGGCUGGCGGUCUUCGAUCUGGAUUACACGCUCUGGCCGUUCUGGGUGGACACGCACGUAGACCCCCCGUUCCACAGGAGCAGCGAUGGGGCGGUCCGGGACCAGCGGGGCCAGGCCGUCCGACUGUACCCAGAGGUGCCCGACGUCCUGCAGCGGUUGCGGGACCUUGAUGUGCCCAUGGCGGCCGCUUCACGGACAGGGGAGAUCGAAGGGGCCAACCAGCUUCUGGAGCUCUUUGACCUUGACAGAUACUUUGCUCAUCGGGAAAUCUAUCCAGGCAGCAAGGUCACCCACUUUGAGAGGUUGCAGCGGAAGACUGGAGUUGUUUUCUCCCAGAUGAUCUUCUUUGAUGAUGAGAAGCGGAAUAUCGUAGACGUCAGCAAACUGGGAGUUACCUGCAUUCAUGUCCAGAAUGGAAUGAGUCUUCAAACCCUAACUGAAGGACUAGAGACAUUUGCAAAGGCCCAAGCUGGGCCCUGAGGUCCAGUCUUGUGGAUGAGCCUCAUCUGAGGCAUAAAACUGAAAGGAAAGCAGGAAGGCAUUCUCAGGUGUAUUUGUAAAUUAUUAAAGCAUGUUUGUGUGUGACAGAAGAGGUC